Messenger RNA from Eubalaena glacialis (North Atlantic right whale), 3443 nucleotides. It is a transcript of the gene HSPA4L, whose product is annotated as heat shock protein family A (Hsp70) member 4 like. The record is from RefSeq and is a predicted model, not a curated record. NCBI's taxonomy places the organism in Eukaryota, Metazoa, Chordata, Mammalia, Artiodactyla, Balaenidae. Gene Ontology annotation, cellular component: nucleus; cytosol. Gene Ontology annotation, biological process: protein folding. Gene Ontology annotation, molecular function: ATP-dependent protein folding chaperone; ATP binding. Bases 262 to 2784 code for a protein of 840 amino acids. The transcript is spliced from 19 exons.
GCGCAGACCCAAGUAACUGCCGGUUGGAGGCGGCCGAGCCGCAGUGGAGAGAGACCUGGGUGGCUGAGGCUGCGGCGCGGGCGGCCUCCAGCUCCUCCAGGGUUCCCCGACGUGCUGCCCUCGUUUUAAUGCGCAGCGACUUCGGGUUAUCUCUCCUUUGCUUCUCGUAGGAGUCGCAGUUCCAGGAGCAACAGCCUAGAAGAGGACGCGGUCCCCGCACAGAGGGCUUCAGCACCAUCCCCCCGACCAUUAGGCGGCGGGAUGUCUGUGGUCGGCAUUGACCUCGGCUUUCUCAACUGCUACAUCGCAGUAGCGAGGAGUGGCGGCAUCGAAACCAUCGCCAAUGAGUACAGCGACAGGUGUACCCCAGCCUGUAUAUCUUUGGGAUCAAGAACGCGAGCCAUUGGAAAUGCAGCUAAGAGCCAGAUAGUCACGAAUGUAAGAAAUACAAUUCAUGGUUUCAAAAAGCUUCAUGGGCGAUCAUUUGAUGAUCCUGUUGUGCAGACUGAAAGGAUCAGGCUUCCCUAUGAGCUGCAGAAGAUGCCUAAUGGAAGUGCAGGAGUUAAGGUGCGAUACCUAGAAGAAGAGAGACCUUUUGCAAUCGAGCAAGUUACUGGAAUGCUGUUGGCUAAGCUUAAAGAGACUUCAGAAAAUGCUUUGAAGAAACCAGUGGCUGACUGUGUGAUUUCAAUUCCGAGCUUUUUCACUGAUGCUGAGAGAAGAUCUGUGAUGGCUGCAGCCCAGGUUGCAGGCUUAAAUUGUUUAAGGCUAAUGAAUGAAACUACUGCAGUUGCGCUGGCAUAUGGAAUUUAUAAACAGGAUCUUCCUCCGUUAGAUGAGAAACCAAGAAAUGUAAUAUUUAUUGAUAUGGGACAUUCUGCCUACCAGAUCUCAGUUUGUGCUUUUAACAAAGGAAAACUUAAAGUCUUGGCUACUACCUUUGAUCCAUAUUUGGGUGGCAGGAACUUUGAUGAGGUUUUAGUAGACUACUUCUGUGAUGAGUUCAAGACAAAAUAUAAGAUAAAUGUAAAAGAAAACUCUCGGGCCUUGUUGCGCUUACAUCAGGAAUGUGAAAAACUAAAGAAGCUAAUGAGUGCAAAUGCAUCAGACCUUCCACUGAACAUUGAGUGUUUCAUGAAUGACCUUGAUGUUUCUAGUAAAAUGAACAGGGCUCAGUUUGAACAAUUAUGUGCUUCCCUCUUAGCCAGAGUUGACCCACCAUUAAAAGCAGUAAUGGAACAAGCUAACUUACAACAUGAAGACAUAAGUAGUAUAGAAAUUGUAGGGGGAGCAACACGAAUUCCUGCUGUGAAGGAACAAAUCACUAAAUUCUUUCUUAAAGACAUAAGUACCACAUUAAAUGCUGAUGAAGCUGUUGCAAGAGGAUGUGCAUUACAGUGUGCGAUUCUCUCACCAGCAUUUAAAGUGCGUGAAUUUUCCAUAACAGACCUUGUUCCCUAUUCAAUCACGUUAAGAUGGAAGACCUCUUUUGAAGAUGGGACUGGGGAAUGUGAAGUAUUCUGUAAGAACCAUCCUGCCCCAUUCUCAAAAGUCAUUACUUUCCACAAGAAAGAACCAUUUGAACUAGAAGCAUUUUAUACUAAUUUACAUGAAGUGCCUUAUCCAGAUCCAAGAAUUGGGAGCUUCGCUAUUCAGAAUGUUUUCCCACAGUCUGAUGGUGAUAGUUCCAAAGUUAAGGUUAAAGUUCGUAUUAACAUCCAUGGAAUCUUCAGUGUGGCUAGUGCAUCAGUAAUUGAGAAGCAGAAUAUAGAAGGGGAUCACAGUGAUGUUCCUAUGGAGACAGAAACUUCCGUUAAGAAUGAAAGCAAGGAUGAUGUGGAUAAAAUGCAGGUUGACCAGGAAGAAGAGGGUCAUCAAAAAUGUCAUGCUGAACACACUCCAGAAGAAGAAAUUGAUCAUACAGGAACCAAAACAAAGUCUGUACCCUCAGAUAAUCAAGAGCGAUUAAACCAGACCAUUAAAAAAGGAAGAGUCAAGAGUAUUGAUCUACCUAUCCAGAGUAGCCUGUGUAGGCAAUUGGGCCAAGAUCUUCUCAACAUCUACAUUGAAAAUGAGGGGAAGAUGAUAAUGCAGGAUAAAUUAGAGAAAGAAAGAAAUGAUGCGAAGAAUGCUGUUGAAGAAUAUGUAUAUGAUUUUAGGGACAAGCUUGGCACUGUCUAUGAAAAAUUCAUCACCCAAGAAGACUUGAGAAAACUGUCUGCAAUAUUGGAAGACACAGAAAAUUGGCUUUAUGAAGAAGGAGAGGACCAAGCUAAACAGAUUUAUGUGGAUAAGCUUCAAGAACUAAAGAAAUAUGGCCAGCCUAUUCAAAUGAGGUACGUGGAACAUGAAGAGAGACCAAAAGCUUUAAACGACUUGGGAAAAAAGAUCCAACUUGUCAUGAAAGUUAUAGAAGCAUACAGAAACAAGGAUGAAAGAUACGAUCAUUUGGAUCCUGCUGAAAUGGAAAAAGUUGAAAAAUAUAUCAGUGAAGCCAUGAGUUGGCUGAACAGUAAGAUGAAUGCACAGAACAAACUAAGUCUCACUCAAGAUCCUGUGGUGAAAGUUUCAGAAAUAGUCGCAAAGUCAAAGGAACUGGAUCAUUUCUGUAACCCCAUCAUUUAUAAGCCCAAACCGAAAGUAGAGGUUGCUGAAGACAAGGCAAAAGCUAAUAGUGAACACAACGGACCAGUGGAUGGACAGAGUGGGACUGAAACUAAACCAGAUACAACAAAAGGCAGCACACAGCAUACUAAAUCUUCUGGAGAGAUGGAAGUGGACUAGUCUUAAUUUUACCUUCACGUAAUUCAAACAGUACAAGUAACCACAGGGUCCAUUCUUCUUCUUUUACAUCUGGUACACACAACAGAUGUUUAGUUGUUCUUAACCACUUUUUGUCAUUUGUUUUUUGGAGUAGUUUUGAAAAGUGUUUUAUAUUGAGUGCACCUCUGUUCAUUUCCAUUGCUGCUUAAUGUGAAGCUUUAGCUGAAUAUACAUUAACAAGUCAGUUUAACCUUUCCUAAUAUAUUUUAUGUCAAACAUGCAAGAUUGAUAAGUAGUUGGCAACCUUAUUUAAAGCUUCUCCUUGGAUAAACCUCAGCUCCUUUAUUCAGAAAAGGAUACUGUAUUGCGCUACUGUUGCAGAAGCAUAGAUUUAAUUGCAUCAUUAUUUUGAAAAACAAAUAUUGAAAUUGAUGUGGUUUAAAGCCACCAAGUCACUGACCUUUUUCUAGUUAUGGUAUUGUUAUAAUUUAAAUAUUAAAACAAAUAAGAGGUUCCUUGACAAAUUAGUCCAUCUCGUUGGUGUGUCAUAAGAACUUCAAAACUUUGUUUUCAUCAUAUAAAUGAACUAAAUCACACAUUGAAAGGGAAAACGCACAGUUUUAUGUUAAGGUUACACCAGCAGUUAGCUUCUUUUCAUUAGUCAUGUGGAUUGAUGUUUC